Rhodotorula graminis WP1 is the source of this 1123-nucleotide messenger RNA. RefSeq lists its product as uncharacterized. The record is from RefSeq and is a predicted model, not a curated record. Lineage: Eukaryota; Fungi; Basidiomycota; Microbotryomycetes; Sporidiobolales; Sporidiobolaceae. The annotation marks the transcript as partial. The transcript is spliced from 4 exons.
GGGCCGGCGCGAGAUCGAGGAGCGCGAGAGGGACGGCGCGGCGCAGCCGGCGCAGAGCGAGCCCGACGAGCUCAACGAGGUACUGCGCGCCGUCAGGGGCGAGUCGCUGUCGGGCACGGCCGCGGCGGCGGCGGCGGGUCCCGAGGGCCAGAGCGCGCAGGUCGACGACGCGCACGAGGGGGCCGCAGACGAGUCGAGGGCGCCGCCGGGCUCGGGCGCGACGCCUCAGUCGCCCAGUCGCCCGAGCCGCAAGCGCUCGCGCCACGAGGACCUGGCCGACGAGGACGACACCGAGGAGAACAAGGAGCGUCGUCGUGCCGAGCGCAAAAAGCUCGAGGCCGUGUGCAAGAUGGCGCGGCGGCGGUGCGUCGAGGCGAGCGAGCGCGACGGCGUGCCCGUCAACGACGAGACGCGUGCGGCCGACGACGAGCCGCAGCUCGGCGAGCGCCACAAGGGCGUGUGGGACCUCUUCUCGCAGCCUCUCGACGACAUCUCGCCGCAGAUUCAGGUCCUCAUGGCUCGAGCGAUGCGCGACGCAACGUAUCCGCCUCGCCUGCGGCUGUACGACCACCCCGAGGCGCUCGAGCAGCUCGAGGCGGCCGUCCCGUGGUUCCUCACGCUGCUCCAGACGAUCCAGAGCCGGUACGAGCUCGCCGCCGCCGACCCACCUGCGCCGCUCGACCCGCCUCUCGCUGGCCCUUUCGCCAGCGCCGCCCUCGAGAACGGCGUCUAGGCGUCCAUCGACGUGCACGUCGUCAACCUCGUCGUCGUCAAGAAGGCGCAAGACGGCACCCACCACGCGCGGCUCAGCUUCUUGCUUGCGCUUCUUCUCCUCGAACCUUCCCUUGUCUCUGCUUCCCUUGGUAGCUGCCCCCUCGUCAUUCUCCCGCCAUCGUCAUCAACCCGCAUCCGUCUGCUUUGUCUCUUUGUCUCUGUCUCCGUGCGUGCGCUCGCUGCGCAAGAGCUCGAGGAGGACGAGCGAGAGGAGGUUCGUCCGGCACAAGCCGUCGAGGGCCGGCACCUCAUCGCCAGGGCCGAGCGAUGGCGAGAGUGCGGCUCUCUGGGUGGGCGACAGGCGACCGCCGAGCGAGGAACGUCGAGCGAGCGCAGACGCAGCGACUCG